This is a messenger RNA of Ectocarpus sp. CCAP 1310/34, 3953 nucleotides long. The record is from the annotation of a GenBank genome assembly. NCBI's taxonomy places the organism in Eukaryota, Phaeophyceae, Ectocarpales, Ectocarpaceae.
AUGGCCGCCAGCAGACGACAGCGAACCAGAGACGAAAGACGAUUAAAACAGGCACUGCCCCUGUUGGCGUGCUUCGGGUGCCUGGCGCAAACAGGCACAGGCUUCGUCGGCCAUGUGCCUCGAGCACCGAGCGUCGUCACAACAACAACAGCUGCUGCAACUUCCGUGCAUCAACAUGACCGUCGAUCAUGGGAGACGACCACGGCAGCAGCAGGGAGGUCCAGUAGUGGCUGGAGGCUGCAGGGGAGAGCUAGGGCCGGUGGUGUAUCCGCUGCUGCUGAUGCUGCUGGUUCUGCUGCGAGGGGCUCCCCCUUCGGGGCACGCCGACCGCCCCCUAGUUCAAUGAGCAAGAUAGUUGGGGGCGGCGCCGCUGGGCGGAGGUCAUCAACAGCGAUCAGUGCUGCCGCUGCUGACAGCAGCAGCAGCAGCAGCAGUAGCGGCGGUGGUGUCGAGGUGGCCCCGGAAAAGCCGAGACGCAGGAGGGGGCUGGGCAGAAAAACGCUGGCAGCGGCGGCGAAGCGAAGUUGCACGCCUGUGCCAGAGUCGACGAAGGUUGCGUCGUACGAGAUAGCACAGGCAGCCUCGGCAGGGCGUCAGGCGGCGAUCGAGGCGAUGGAGAGGGAGGAAGCGGACCGGAACGCCCUCAACGCUUUGGCAGGCGAGCAGCGGAAGGAGUUGCGGGCUAGCGUGGCGCGGGGGGACGGGCCGACGGUGCUCGUGUCAAGGGAGGGAUUCGUCCCGCUGGAGCAGCAGCAGUUGCAGCAGCAGCAGCAGGAGGAGGAGCAGCAGGAGCGGGAGCAGGCGGAGAAGGCGCGGUUAGAGAAGGAGAGAGAGGAGGAGGAAGAGGAGGAGGAGGAAGAGGAGGACGAGGAAGACGAGGACGAGGAAGAUGAUGAUGAAGAAGAGGAUGAGGAGGAUGAGGAGGGAGAGGAGCCCAGGGCCAAGAAGAGCAAGAAGAAGUCCAAGGAGGAGCUCGAUAAGGAAGAGGCCCGCCAGGAUGCGCUGUCUGCCAACAUCCAGAAACAAGGGUUGAAGGUGGGAGCCUUCGGCAAGGAGAGGAUAGUGUACCACCACGACUACAUGGUGCACGAGGACCUCGGGUUCUGCCGCUACCUGGCCCCCGAGUUUACGCCUGAUGCCAACCCGGAUGAGAUUUUGCUGGAGUUCUCGGACAUGAAUCUCCCAAUAGCAAAGGACCAGUCGUACCUAUUGACGCGGUACAGAGCGGCAGACGCGGCUCGGGUGCCGUUGUCCGUGGUGUCUGACCAGAACAGCUGGCUGCGACACAAGCUCAAGGUGCAAGAGAGAGUCACGAAGCAGGCCGUGAACGUGAUGGACCUUUACGCCAAGCGCGCGAGGGUAGAGCGAGACCCCUGCAAGCCGGACGGGCCGGAGAUGGACGAGUUCUGCAAGGGCUUCGACCACCAACCGACAAAGGAUCAGCUCCGGUGCCUGACGGAGAUCGAGAAUGACAUGAUCUGGAGGAAGAUCCCCAUGGACAGACUGCUGUGCGGCGACGUGGGUUUCGGAAAGACCGAGGUGGCUCUCCGCGCCAUGUUCAGGAUGGUCCGGCACAACAAACAGGUGGCGCUUUUGGCGCCAACGACGAUCCUGGCCGCCCAACACUACAGGACCCUUCUAAAGAGAAUGCCCGCGGAUGUUAACGUGGCGCUCUUGAGAGGGGGCAACUCGAUGGGCAGCAGGGGCAUCAAGGAGGCCAUCCGAAAUGAAACCGUCCGCGUGGUUGUCGGGACGCAUUCGCUUCUCAGCCGGAAGGUGGAGUUCCCGAACCUGGGGCUGCUGGUCAUCGACGAGGAGCAGAAGUUCGGCGUGAACCAGAAGGAAAAGCUCAAGGUCUUGACCACGGGCGUGGACGUUCUGACGCUGACGGCGACGCCGAUUCCGCGGACCCUCCACAUGUCCCUCACCGGCAUCCGGGACCUUAGUACCAUCUUCAGUCCCCCCGCCAACCGUCAGAACGUGACGACGUACAUCAUGAAAGGGACCGACGAGAUCGUGCAGCGAGCUCUCACUCGGGAGAUGAGUCGAGGGGGUCAGGUGUUUUACGUGGUUCCGAGGAUCAACCAAAUAGAGGACGCUUGGCUACAGAUUAGCCGGUGUGUUCCAAACGCCAGGGUGGCGGUUGGGCACUCUAAGAUCAAGAACCUCGAGGAUGUGGUGCUGCAAUUCACGCUGGGCAGAGGAGACAUCCUGCUGGCGACCUCCAUCAUCGAGAAUGGUAUCGAUAUGCCGAACGUUAAUUCCAUCGUGGUACAGGACUCCCACAUGUUCGGGCUGUCUCAGCUGUACCAGAUGCGCGGUAGGGUCGGGCGGUCAGACGUUGCGGCCUACACGUACCUUCUCUACCCCCCAGGUCACCAGCUCAGCAACGAGGCCAAGCGGCGACUCAAGGCGAUGCGAGAGCUUAGCCACCUGGGGUCCGGGUUCGAGCUUGCCAACCGAGACCUGGAAAUCCGAGGAGCGGGAAACAUCUUCGGAACGGACCAGUCGGGGGACCUGAAAGACAUCGGGUACGAGCUGUACAUGAACAUGCUGGAGAAGGCGAUCGUGUCUGUGAGAGGGACGGACAUCCAGCCCGUGCUACGCUGCGAGGUGGACAUGGGGUUCGGGGAUGAGCUUAAGGGCUCGGUCCCGGCGGACUACAUGACUUGCGACGACGAAGAGCGAGAGCGGCAGAUCGACCGCCUCCGAGUGUGCAACUCCUUCCGAGAACUCGUGCGCAUCGCCAAGGAGUGGGUCAACUCGUACUCGGAGAUGCCGGUAGCCGUCCGCCGGCUCUUCAAGCACACCCACCUCAACACCGCCUGCCGGCUGCUGGGCAUCUCCUCGCUGUCCCUUGAGUUCCUCCCCGAGCGCGACGCCUCCCUCGGGGAGGCCGACGCCGCCGGGGAAGGGGGAGGCGACGCGGUUAACGGGGGGGCGGGGUGGACCGGGGCCGGCGCGAAGAAGCCGAUGGUGGAGGACCUGGAGGCGGCGCGGGAGUCACACGCCGCGCAAGACCGAGAAGCCAGUGGCGGCGGGGGCUCCGCGGCUGCAGGUGUGGGGGGGUCCGCAGCAGCGUCGAGCGAGGGGGGGGGCGUGGCGACGGUGAACGGGCGCCCGAGCGGGGGCGGGACUCCGAAGCAGGUGGUGGCUGUCGACGCGGCGGCAGCAGCGGCGGCGGCGGCGGCGCCGGGGGGCGUCAAGUCGGGGGAUCCGGUGAAGCUGGUACCGUUCGCGGUCAUGAGGGGGCCGGAAGUGGAGCAGGAGCGGUGGGAGAUCUUGUUCCGGCAAGGACCGUUGGAGUACUCCCAACUGCAGCGCAUGAGCUUCCGCGGGGAUGUGGGCGGGGUAGCGCUACGGGGAGUUGCAGGAGAAGAAGAGGCAUGGUUGAAAGGGGACAGAGAAGAGUGGCUGGACCAUUUGUUGUCGGUCCUGCUACCGCUGGUGGAGUACGUCGAGACGAAGCAGAGCUUGCAGAUGAAGAGCACGAGAGCACCGCCACCAAAAUUCGUAGCCUGAUACUGCUGUAGGGGGUCGCGCGAGGUAUAUGUAUUUUUUCUCUCAUCGCUUUGCUUUUUUUUUUUUCGGUAGGCUUGCGUUUCUUUUCUUUUUUGCCCUCAUCGGGAGAGAAACGUUCGGUCGGGUGAGGUCACGAGUCUUUUAUUGAUUUUAGAUGGAUUGGUACCCUGCUGCGGCUGCGGCUGCGGCUGCGGCUGCGACUGCUGCUUGAAUUGUGGCUGUACGCAUGUACCAGCGACGGAUUUCUUGCUAAAUUGAUCAUGUGACGUGACACGGCGUAAAUUGCGUUUCGUAGAGACGACGGCGCCGUGCGGCAGUAUAUACUCCGUGAGGGUGUUGCGAGACGCCGUCGCGAUCGCCAUUGCACACACGUGUCAAGUGCUCGUAUUUUGGGGGGAAAAAAAAAUCAAGACGAACCAAUAAUCCUUCUG